Molecule: messenger RNA, 10013 nt
Organism: Schistocerca serialis cubense
Lineage: Eukaryota; Metazoa; Arthropoda; Insecta; Orthoptera; Acrididae
Product: sushi, von Willebrand factor type A, EGF and pentraxin domain-containing protein 1-like
Exons: 11
Coding region: 165-2534 (789 amino acids)
Source: RefSeq, a predicted model, not a curated record
AAGUACUUUUGUUAGUGGAAGUUGUCAAACACUCUUAUAGAUUUAGGUCUGAUAAUGGGUUUACUUUGCUUUAUUUCACAUACUUCAAUUUUCGUUAUGUUCAGUUCUAAAAGACGUAUACUUGAUGGGAGAUUAAUGUAAUAUGUCCAUUGUUAUGCGGACGUAUGAAUAAAGAAAGCUUAUUGGAAAAAGCCAUUGACGUAAUAGCUGGGAACCGAAGCCAUAACAACAAUAACAUGAUGAACGCAGUCGCAUGCUUAUUUUUUUUCACAGUAGUGUCGAAUGGUGUAUGCGGUUUGGAUUUGAGUCGGAGAAAUAAAACAGAACUUUUUCGUCGCAUUAUAAGCGCCGAAUGUGCAGAGUUUGGAGAAGUGGUACAUGGAACAGUUUCCAAAAUCAAUGCAACUAGUGUCCAAGGCGUACAUAUAGAAUGUGACGAAGGAUAUGAUCUCACUGGUGGGCCGAAAGUAUUGUGUAAUGAUGGUCGGUGGGAUGCAGCCCCUCGCCCUAUGUGUGCUAAACGGUGCAAACCACCACCGCUGCUGCGCGAUGGAGGAGUCAGUGUCGAAGCUCGCCAAGACGGCCCUAACAGCUACCGACAUGGGACAAAGGCUAUCUACAGCUGUGGGGUGGGGUUUCAGCUGUCACCACCUGGCAGUCACAUUCGCUCUUGUCACGAUGGUGUGUGGACGGGACUGGCUGCCACGUGUGUUUCGAACGGGUGCCCGCCACCACCGUCGGUGGCCGACGGCUACCACGUGCUCGAACCCCUGAGCCCUGCUGCGGUGCCGGUGGUGCCGCACACCGACCACGAGGGGCGGAUCGUGGUGAGUGUGGAGCAGCGAGUCCACUACAGCUGCAAUGUGGGCUACACUCUGCAGGGGCCGGCAAGCCUCCAGUGCCUUGCAUCGGGCCAGUGGAAUCCUCGCCAGCCUCCCAAGUGUGUGCGCCAGUACGGACCGCCCACAGAGCCUCCGCCACCACCACCUCCGCCUCUGCCUGGUAUGGAUAUGGAUACCGACAAAGAAAGAAUUUCAGCACAUGUUGCACCCGAGCUGCCACUGCCGGUCUGUCCGCCGGCCCCAACUCUGCACCACACACAGGUGUCCGUCCUAGACGGGCCACAGACGGCCAACAAUGCGGGUUCGGGUGCUCGGCUGGAGGUGAGGUGCCGCGAAGGCUACCGGGAUCCCGCUGCACCCUGCGUGCCAGCCGUGCUGUACUGUGAGCAGGGUUCCUGGGUGGGCUCACUGCCGAUCUGCGAACCAGUUUCAGACUGUCCACCACCACCGUAUGUGCAACACGGCACUCUGACACCACUGCCACCGAGAGAAUCAUCAUAUCCUGUGGGAUCGUCUGUUAGCUACAGCUGUGGCACCGGUUAUUUUCUUGAAGGCGAAAGAACUUUGACCUGUGCUGCUACUGGCUGUUGGGAACCGGCCACACUGCCUUCCUGCAAACUUGAGGAACAGCUUUACGCACUUGCCGGCUGUCCGCCUCCACCGCUCGUGGAGCACAGCACGAUGUCCUCGCCGACAUCGGAGACUUCGUACCCCGUGGGGUCGUCGGUGAGCUACAGCUGCUUCCAGGGAUACAUGCUGGAGGGGGAACACAUCAUCACCUGCAAUCCCUCCGGCCUCUGGGAGCCUUCCCUGUUGCCGACGUGCAGAGCUGAUCCACAACCUUACGCCUACCUGAGUACAUCAAGUGUGCUGCUCGUGUCCCUCGCAGUGGCCCUCGGCGUCUCACUCAUCCUGCUCGUGGUCUGUGUGGUGGUGGUGUGUCGCCACCAGGGGCCCAAGACACGCCCCGGAGUUCCGUCGCCCUCGUCGUCAACUGGAGGAGGCGGAGGCCACCGCGGUGGCUGUGGCGGACCACCUGGUUCUCUUGGCGGGCCACGCCACUCUUCUCCGACAGGAUGCGUUGCCACAUCUGGAGGUGUAUUGCAUGACCCAGACAGGGUCGCCCUUAUCGCAUUUGCUGAUGGAGUUCAGUUGGGAGAGUCGACAGCUCUUCCGACCUACGAAGAGGCGGUGCGUGGGUGCGAUCGCAGCAUGGCUGGCGUCGGUGGCACGGUGGGGGGCGGAGGCACCUCCCUGAGUGCGGGUGGCGGCCAGGGCCACCGCGGCCACGGGCGCGGCCACUGGGCGGGCCUGGGGUCGGGCCGCCGGCCGGUGCACGUGACACGCCAGUCCUCCAGCACGUCCCACACAGCCUCCCUGAGGAGCGGUUCUGCAGCCGGCGACUCUAUGGGCUCUACAGACACCAUGACACCGAGCGAAGUUUCAACAACUGUGACACUAGACACAGUGUCAUCACACACGUGCAGUAGUGGCGUCAGUGGCAGCGGCAGCGGUAGUGGCGGAGCAGCGAGCUGCCGUGCUAUCUGUGGCAGCCUCGCCUCGUUUGACACCAGCUCCGCACUCAAUACUGAAGGUGUUCCACUUCUCGAGGAAAGUGAACUGGAGGAGGCUGACCUCUCUGGCCCGUGCAAGCGCCGACGCCCGUCACCGGACCCGCCGGGGGUCGCCUGAUGCAGGGUUCACGGGGGGCGGUAUUCGCCCCCCUUGCCGCCCCUGUGCCCACUCCCCGUUCCGCCGCCACCGCCUCCGCGCAGGCUGCGCAAGUUGUAAGUCUGGCUCCUGGGCACACGGGAUAGGCUAGAGUUCCCGGACCCUCGGGGACGGGCUCAGCAGUAGGAAGUGUAAUGGCUGCUUGUUGUCACCCAACUUAUCUAUCUCCACGGCAUUCCAAAGCUACAAGACUCCCGAGUUUCGUAAUCUAAUGCAGUACACAGAAGUGUGCAAUAUGAAAACCAAAUUCUUGUUUAUUCGCUUAAAAGAAAAAAACGGGAUGGCUCUUGGGAACUGAGAGUAAAUUAUUGCUUUUCUGUCAUCCUUUGUUAGCUCUAAUCAAAUUCUUGUUUGUUCCUGUUACUAUAAUUUUUUGUUUACAUGUGGUGUGUAUUAUUCAUUCUCCAUGACUUUGAGUUGUUAACUGUCAGGAAGAUCCUCUUUCAGACUGUGGAUCAUUUAUGUUGAUCGGUUAUCAGAAAUUAAUUGUUAAGAAUAUUUUCUGUCUUUUUAAUGUACACUACCUCAUUUUGGAUCUGGAACAACAUACAGUGUUCGAAUGAACAUUUACAAUCUAAUAAUAGUUGCUACUGUAUAUAAAUACAUCCUAUGCAGUUUCAGGUCCGUGCAUAAAAAAGAAAAACAAAUUGAGGAUUGAUCCUAGUUAUUAAAGAUCUGAGGAGAAAAAGGAAAUAAUCAGGAAAGGCAUAUUUCUAUAGUAUAUAGAAAAAUGGACAUAUAAUAUGCACUAAUCAGAACUGAAAGAUCAAAAUACUUGAAGCACACUUUUAAUGAUGUUUCCUGCAUUGAGAAUCUGUCGUCCAGUUUCCUCUGUUACCACCCUUCAACUGUUCCAGCUAUAGCACUGAAGUCUCCAGUGAACCUUGCAUAGAGGAAGAAAAGUCUUAGAAAAACAAUAUAUUAUUUAUACCAACAGGUGUAUAAUUGUAGGUAUAUUUUGCCUUGUUUUCUGUCCCUGCAUCAGUUACCAUAUCACACAUCUUUUAAAAGCUCAUGAGACUGCAUCACAUCCUAUAAUGGUGUGACUAACUCCUAUUAUACCGUCAGAAAACGUUUACAGUGUAAUGUAAAUCCCUCUCUGCCCUAUUAGAAGAGUUUAUAACUUUCAAUUAAAGUUUAAAUCUUGAUAUUGUCUCUGCAACAAAAACUGUUAGCAUUUAUAUUAGUAACUUUGUCAUAGUUAAGUGUUGUGAAAGUAUAAAAUUAUAAAACCUGUGGUAAUGUAUUAACCAACAUUUAAGUCAAUUAAGUGAAUUUUUGACAUUACCUUCAUGAGAGCAGCCUUUUUCUUUUUAAAAAACAGAAAAGGCAUAAAAUUGUUUGUUUAUUGCGUUGUUGGAUAAUAGGACAUAUACUGGUUUCAGUCACAGUGAGAAAUAAUGAAGUAAGGAUAAACUAACUCUUCUUUAGCUGCUGAGGCAUUAAUAAUUGCGCAAAGGUAUGUGUGUCAUAUUAUAUGGUAAAAUGCAGGAUAAUGUAAACAAAUGUUAUGACUUUGUAUGCAGUAUUCAAAAUGCUGAUAUGUCAUUUAUCAGAUCUGUAGAUAUUUAGAAGGCUUCUUUAUUAUGUGGGAGUUAUCUUAAAUGUUCUGUGCAACAUUGUUGGUCAGAAAUUACUACAUAGUACAAUCUCGUAGUGUAAAUUUAGUUAGUUACUCAAUAUGGAUGUUGUAGGUCAGUAUAUGAGCACUUAGGUGACUUGUUAUAUUUAUUGCUGUUAAAUCACUCUGUCCAUAAUGUGCAAAGCGGUCGCACCAGUUUUAUAUGUGUUUUGCUUAAUAUAGACAUGUAUUAGCUCUCAUACUACAUGGUGUGUAGACAUAUCGGCAGAAGUCCUCUUAACUAAGAAACAAAUAUGAGCUCAUUUAGAAGCAAGGGCUUUACUGAAAUACUCAUAAGAUAGUGAGUGUCAGAAAGCUUAGUUGCAUUACAGUCAGCACUUAUGUUUUUAUUUGUAUAUUAUAUUUGUUCCAUUUGUAUUUCUUGCAGAGAGCCAGGCAAAAUUAAGUUUCACCAGUGUAAUCUAGUCGUAGAUUAGUUAUACUUCAGCUUCAGAAUGUAACAGGUCAAACAUUACAAAUGUUACAUCAUCAUCUGUCUUGUCUAUCUGUUCACAGCAGAAUAUAAAGGUUCAACCAUCAUCCAUUGAGAUUAUUAUAUUGGUGUAUUAGAAAUGCCGGGUAUGUUGUGUGUGCAUAUGUGUGUGUGGGUGUUUGUGCAUGUGUGUGUGUGUGUGUGUGGGUGUAAAUAUGUAUAAAUUUGUAGCUAGUCCUCUUUUUGAGGUUUCUUAUUUUAAUAUAAUUAUACUGACAAACUCUUGAUGUAAAUGUACACAUAAGCAAUGCAUUCUGGAGAUUUUUUAAUUUAUUUUGUUUAAAUUGACAGAUGUUUCAGCAGGAAAGAGAAAAUAUUUUAGUGUGUCUGCCUGAAUGUAUAACUUGAUGUUGCCCUUCACUGGCUGCCCAUGAGGCCUACUUGAUAUAGCUGUUGCUCAGAAAUUUGCAAACUGUCAUUUUGGAAAGGGAAAAAAGAGUUGCAACCUGUAAAUAUAUUUGAAAAUUUGAAGGGUUUAGUAGAUUUGUAGGUCAGGUCAUUGCACAUGAUAAAACUGCAACAGGAAAGGUGUCUUCACAAGCUGAUCUGCAUUUUUAUAAAAGAAUAUGAACGAAAUAGUAGCAUUAAGUUUUUUAGUUUAUUUUCCCCCACUUCAUACUCUGUACUACUGAAAAUAUUCACUCAUAUGUCCCCAUUAAUGUUUAUAAAAUGUGUGCCAAUAAAAAUCGUUAUAUUGUUAAGGAUAAUUAGUAACAUUCUUGCUUCCAUUUUGUGAUGAUAAAAUAAUAUAUGAAUGAGUACAAGGAUUGGUGUUCAGAUAAAAAAAAUUAUCUAGAUAAUGUUAUUUCUUGCCCAUUUGCGAUAGAAUAUGUUCUGUUUAUCGUACAGGUGAUUUCUGUCAGUAAUGGAACAUAUAAAUCUAUUUUACAUUUUUGAAAUGUAUUUAAUGUUCCUAAGAGAUACAUUUGUACAGCCAUAUUAACAGAGAUCCAUAGUUUUGAUAAAUGAACUAUUGAAUAUGCAUUAUUUACACACAUUAGCAGAUCAGUGGCUUUUAUUGCUAUAAUUUGCUAUAAAAAUUAUAUUUGUUAAUGCAAGAUUUAUAAAAUAACUGAAUGAAACCUGUUUUUGCAACUACAUAUGUAUUUUUUCUUUCUUUUUUUUACUGUUUGCCAGUAAUUAAAUUUCUCAGUAAUUGGUAAGUGUGGAAACAGAUGGUGUUAAGACAAAUAAGUUUUUUCAAAUACGCCAAGUCUUCAAGCCAUGCAAACUGACUGAUUCUUAAAUAUUUUUAAGUCCUCUUUGUAAAAAGCAAAUGAAGCAAGUAUCCUAGGACUAACCGCUGUCUUUAUUAACCAUUAAUAGCUGUUUGGUCUCCUCCCCCAGAUUGACCAACUGACCAAACAAUCAGUUUUAAGUGAUCCCAUAGAACACUAUAUGUUCCUGUUUAUCUCUUACUAAAAAUGGAUACAGUAGUAUUUUCAUUGCCAAUUGUUGAUACGAUUGCGUUGCUUUAAUGUAUUAGAAAAGUCAGUUACACAGGGCUUCAGAUACUGAGUGGUAAUGCUCUAAGUCCUGUCACAAAUUCAUGUUCCGUUAGUUAAGUAAAGUGUUUCAUUGUUCUAAGGUGUGAUCUCAUUGUGCUACAGUUUUUUCCUUCACAGAAAAUCAAAGAAACUUGACGCAAAUAAAAAUAAUAUGCUAAUGUUACGAAAGUAGUCAUCUAUAUUACCUGAGGUGUAACUGAUGAUAAAAUGAGAGAACUUUUCACAGAUUAUGCCAUCCUUAGAGAUUACUUUCUAAUAUUUAUGCUAGUAUUUAUUUAUGUUAGCCUCCACCUGAAAAGUUUUACUUAUUUAUCACAUUUGCUGUUACUAAUCAGGUGCAGUAAUAAGUACAUAAGAUUGUAAAUUGAUAUUUAAUUUUUAUUGUGGUCUUUAAACAAGCGGGACUGCCCUUCCUGCCUUUGUUCAGAAAUUAUCGUUUGAUACGAUGUAAGUAAGUAAGUAUUGUAUGAUGCUACCGUUACAGGAUACAUUCCACAUCUCCCUCCUGUGUCAACACACGACGCACUGUCGCACCAACUUUAUUUGAACAUGUGACAAUGUUUCUCCUUUUAUUUGUUGACAUGGUAAUGUGAUUCUUCUUUUAAGAUAGUAUACAUUGCAUAUUUUCAGCUUGCAAACAAGCAAUUUCAACUGAGCGAGAUUGUGCAGCAGUUAGCACACUGGACUCGCAUUCAGGACGACGAUGGUUCAAACCUGCGUUUGGCCUUCCUGAUUUAGGUUUUCCACAAUUUCCCUAAAUCGCUUAAAGCAAAAGCUGAGAUGGUUCGUUUGAAAGGGCAUGGCCGACUUCCUUCCCUAAUCCGAUGAGACCGAUGACCUAGCUGUUUGGUCUCCUCCCCCAGAUUGACCAACUGACCAAACAAUCAGUUUUAAGUGAUCCCAUAGAAAAAAGUCCAUUGGUGUGAGGGUUGGUGACCUCCAUUUGACUGCAUUUUUUGAUCUAAUGUCCAGGAAAUUGGUGGUCCGAACAGGACCAGUUAGAGGACAUUUUUCUGCACAAACAACUUAUCAUCUUGUGCACCCCUCCCCCCUCCUUCUUCACCCUCAUAAACUUUCACCUGUGUCAGUUUUCACUACCAAUUUUGCAGCACAUUGUAUGCAAGUCUUGCACAUGGGCACCUAUCUCAGCUUGGCAUGCCAAGCAGCCAUUACUAAUUGUGGAACAUCCAGUAUUGAAAUCCUACGGUUGUGGUGCCUCUGCCCCCCUACGGUUGUGGUGCCUCUGCCCCCCCCCCCCUCCCCCCUCAACUUGGCACUUCAAGCGUUGGUUCGUUUCGCGUGGACCAUUCUGUAAUUUGGUAGUGCCCCAUCUUGCAAGAAGACCCCACUUUCAUCUGGGACUGACACAAAGAUGUCAAUUUUCAGCCUGAUGAGAUAGACCAUCAGACUAUGUUUGCUUCAAUGAAGAAAACACACAGAUCUUGUAGCCUCAAAUCCAGUAGCACACUGUGAAUUCCUCCUCACCUUGGCUUUUACAGUUAGACAUCGAAUGUGUGUUGCUAUCCAUCUGCUACCUUCCAAUUUGUGUGUUCACGUAAUCACCAACAUAAAAAGUUGUCUCAUCUGAAGAAAGAAUGGAACUGUCAGAUUUAUUUAUUUUCCAUUUUGCAAUUUCUCUUGGCUGAAGCUUCCUUUGUUUUUUCUCCAUUGCUGUAUGUUUUGCUCUCCCUGAUACUUCUAUAUGUAAUCUAUAUUAAAUUAAAACUUGUCAACUUUCCUCUUUGCUAUUAAUAUUUCAUCACCUUUUAAAAUCUCUUCUGUUGCUACUCUACUUUCUCCCUGAAAACAAGGUUUCCCCAUUCCUCUACAAACUGUUGUGGACCUAAAAUCUGGAGAUUUUGUGAUUAACUCCGUGUGUGUGUCUGGUGCUACUGUACUUGUUGGCAAAAGUAUUUAUCUAUAUCAAACUGUAGUUUAAAUUAAUGGACACUGUCUUUUUUCUUUGUGGCAUUUAUUGUCUCGAAUUUGUACACCCUAUGCUAGUUAAGGAAAUGCCAGAGCCAUCAACUUAAUUUGAAUAUUGCCCAAAUAGAUUUUAAUUAACAUUAGGUUAUUUUUAUAUAAUUUUUGCUUGUACAUCUUUGUCUUUAUUGUUUCAAAAGACUGAUGUGGCAGCAGUUUGUGUUGUGUGUUCCAACUUGCUGCUUCUCACUUUGGUGAGGAAGGGUACUCAUGUUUUCUUGUCUAGCAGACAACAGCUCACUUUCUUUAUCUGCACUUGAUCAAAAUGUGCACACACAAAAUAAUUAUUAUAGAUAUAGAAGGAGUUAUUUUUAGUUUGUAAGAUUGGUUUAUAAAUCUUUUCUUGGAGUGACACACUUACAAAAUCAUCUCGUACAUGAGAUACAGGAUUUGAGUCUUGCAUUUACUUGAAAGUUAAAUGAGUCUGCAUACUCCAUAUGAAAUCUGAAAAAUUCAUUGUAGAAUAUAAUUGUUGUGAAAUCAUUACAUGAUAAGGGCUGAGUCAUCACUGUUAAGAAGAUACUUACGUUCAAGAGCCCACACAGCAUGUUUGCUAAAUAAUAAAGCUUUUGAAGCAAAAACAGAAUUUUGUUUGUGGAAGAGUCUAAAAUAGGGUUUCAAUGUUAAUAACAUAAUUUAUGUCAUGGCUUGCAUGCUUUAUCUAUGGUAAAAUGUAUUUUUAGUGGCAUUAUAUUAAUUACAAAUGUAAACACUGUUAUAUAGCACAAAUGGACACUAUUAUUGUAAGAAGUAAGUAAGUGUUGUUUAGUCUAUGUUCUCUUAACUCUGAACUGAGCUGUGUUAAGAGAUUUGUCUAAUACAGAUACUGUUUGCUCUGUGUUCUCUUCACCUGUUAAAUAUGAACCAUAUUUAUAAAUCUCUUUGAGAGGUGUAUGUUUUAAAAGUCUGUGGAAUUAUCUGAGUGUUGGUAUAUGUUAAAAGUUAGUGUUGAAUUUUUCUAUUGACCUAAUAAUCUAUCAUAGUUGAAAUGUUAAAAAAAAUUGUAAACAUAAUUGUGACUCGUGUUGAUAUUGGAUAUCAGAAACAAUAAUGCAAUGCCAUUUUCAAUAUUUUUGCUUUGAUAAUUUAAGGCUUGUCUGUAAUCAAUGAGCUAAUUUUUCAUGUUGGAAUUAAUUGAUGUUUGCUACUGCACAGAUGUGUCAGUGCAGCAAACAUUAUUUCUAGUAAAAGUAUUUUUCCCUUUUACGAAACAAUUUUCAAAGCCUGUUGUCUUACUCAAAUACAAUUUUUAUGUGUCUACAUACAGGAAGAUGUGUAUAUAUUAUUGCAAAAAUGGGAUGUUAAUGUAACAAAAUUUUUAAUCAGGUUCCUGUGGUUACCCAGAAAUGUGAAGUACAAGGUUGUGAUGGGAAUAUGAUGUUUAGUACUCCUUGUGUGUUUAAGCAUAUAGGAUGGCUAAACAUUACUUUGGAUAUUUUCUAUAUAUUUCAUGUGCUAGUCUGACAUGACAAUGGCAAUGGAAAAGAUCUGUAUUGUGUAUGUUCAAAUUCAAACUUGCCACCUGGUGUGGUGGAAUGAAGGGAACCACCUACAAAAUUUUGCAGUUUGACUGUUUUUAUCUGAUAUACUUUUAACAGGAAAAUGUAUUGUUGUUGGUGUGCUUACAUGAUAAAGAACUUCAUGUUAGCAAAAAUAAUUUCCCUUCAUAGAAUCUCUUGGUAUAUGUAGUAUCUGGUUGGUUUUCUUUUGUAGUUACCCAUCAUUUGUAGACCACUAUUUUAUGCUCACUGACACAGCCAUGUCUUAUUUGUUAGCAGUGUACUUGUCUACAUUUUUGUGUUACAAACUAAAAGUAAAUAAAUGUCUUGCUUUUA